Messenger RNA from Ziziphus jujuba (common jujube), 3129 nucleotides. RefSeq names its product protein PHOX1. The coding region runs from base 515 to 2656 and encodes 713 amino acids. The transcript has 4 exons. The record is from RefSeq and is a predicted model, not a curated record. NCBI's taxonomy places the organism in Eukaryota, Viridiplantae, Streptophyta, Magnoliopsida, Rosales, Rhamnaceae. Gene Ontology annotation, molecular function: protein binding.
AAAUAAAAUAAAAAAAAUUCCCAUUACAGGGAUGUAAAACACGCUUGUUUAUGGGAAGGUGGGGAAGACCACACCAGCCUGUGAAACGUUGACCUUUCUUCUUGAGAAACCCUAAAGAGAAAAACGAAAACAUCCAACACUUGUGUCUUUUCCUUGGCAUUUCUUCUGCAACCCAAAAAAAAAAAACAAAAUAAAACAAAACAAAAAGGGCCAUUGAUGUGGUGUCUGCGUCUUUCCUUGAGAUUCGGAGGUCGCCACUCACAAAUUCAUUCAAAUCCUGCUUCAAAUCCAAUAGACCGUGGAUUUUAUUUUAUUUUAUUUAUUUUUUGCUUCUCUCUCUCGAUCAGUGACCCCAUAUAAAUCCUGGUUUAGAGGUUAGAGACCAAAGCGUGAGAAGCAAUCAGAGAGAAAAAAGAGGGUUUGGACUGAGGUAAAAAAUCAGAGCCAAUAAAGCUUUGAUUUUGGAGUCCUCUCUUCUUUGGUUGCUUAAUAAUAAUAAUAAUAAGAAUAAACCAUGGGAAAACCAACUGGAAAGAAGAAGGAACAGGAGGUACAAAAGCCUGUAAAUGCAAACGGUAAAAUGAGCAAGCCCUCCGAUAAAAGCUCCAAAGCCUUCGAUGAAGACACUGCAAUCUUCAUCAACAUGUCUCAGGAGCUCAAAGAAGAAGGUAACAAACUCUUCCAGAAGCGUGACCAUGAAGGUGCUAUGUUGAAAUUCGAAAAGGCCCUCAAACUUCUCCCUAGGAACCAUAUUGAGGUAGCUCAUCUGCAUAGCAACAUGGCCGCGUGUUAUAUGCAAAUGGGUCUCGGUGAGUACCCUCGGGCAAUCAAUGAAUGCAAUUUAGCAUUAGAGGUAUCACCUAAAUAUAGUAAAGCCCUGUUAAAAAGAGCAAAGUGUUAUGAAGCCCUGAAUCGGUUGGAUUUGGCACUCAGAGAUGUUAACCGUGUUUUGAACAUCGAACCUAAUAAUCUUAGUGCAUUGGAGAUUUUUGAAGAGGUGAAGAAGGUUAUGGGUGAAAAGGGUAUAGCUUUUGAUGAGAAGGAAAUUGGCGUUGCUCAUGAAGAGCAGACUGCUAGUUCUCGAAUGCGCAAAGUGGUGAAAGAGAAACUAAAGAAGAAGAAAGGUAAGAAAAUAGAGAAGCCUGAAGACAAGGUCAUUGUGGAGGAUAAGCCCAGUUCUAUUAAGGAUAAAGAAGUGGUUACAAAGACUGUUGUUCAGGAGAAGAAGCAAGUUAUUAAGCCUAUCAAGGAGGAAAAAGUGGUUACCAAAACAGUCAAGUUGGUAUUUGGGGAGGAUAUAAGGUGGGCACAGUUACCAGUGAAUUGUAGCAUGAGGUUGGUGAGAGAUAUUGUUAGGGAUCGGUUUCCUGGCUUGAAGGGUGUUCUUGUGAAGUAUAAAGAUCAGGAGGGUGAUUUGGUUACAAUCACUACUACUGAUGAGCUAAGGGUGGCUGAAUCAUCGGGUGAUCUGCAGGGUUCACUUAGAUUAUAUAUAACAGAAGUCAGCCUUGAUCAAGAACCAGUUUAUGAAAAAAUAAGCAAUGAGGAGGGAUCUGAGGGUGAUAGAAAAUCAAGUAAUGUUAUUGAGAAUGGUAAUAUUGGAAAAGGUAGAGAAGUGGAGAAGGGGAUUACUUCUGUUGAGAACUGGAUAAUCCAAUUUGCUAGGCUGUUCAAAAACCAUGUUGGUUUUGAUUCUGAUUCGUACUUGGAUCUUCACGAGCUUGGUAUGAAGCUAUACUCGGAGGCAAUGGAGGAUACUGUAACAAGUGAUGAUGCUCAAGAACUUUUUGGCAUUGCUGCAGAUAUGUUCCAAGAGAUGGCUGCUUUGGCAUUGUUUAACUGGGGAAAUGUUCAUAUGUCUAGGGCAAGGAAGCAAGUGUCAUGUCCAGAAGAUGCUUCAAGAGAUUCCAUUAUGGAGCAGAUUAAGGCUGCGUAUGAUUGGGCACAAAAGGAGUAUAGGAAGGCAGAGAUGAGAUAUGAAGAAGCUCUGAAAAUCAAACCUGAUUUCUAUGAAGGUUAUCUUGCACUUGGCCAGCAGCAGUUUGAGCAUGCAAAGCUCCAUUGGUAUUAUGCAAGUAGGAGUAAGGUUGACCUAGAAAGUGACCUUGCAACAGAGGUUCUUCAGCUUUAUAACAAGGCUGAAGACAGCAUGGAAAAGGGAAUGCUUAUGUGGGAGCAGAUGGAGGAGCAACGUCUAAAUGGACUCUCCAAAGGUGAUAAAUAUAGAGCUGAGUUACAGAAAAUGGGAUUGGAUGGUUUAUUUAAAGAUAUAUCUGCAGACGAAGCUGCUGAACAGGCUGCAAAUAUGAAGUCCCAGAUUUACCUCUUAUGGGGUACCUUGCUGUAUGAGCGUUCUGUCGUCGAAUAUAAGCUAGGACUUCCAACUUGGGAAGAAUGUUUAGAGGUUUCUGUUGAGAAGUUUGAACUUGCUGGAGCUUCUCAAACAGAUGUAGCUGUUAUGAUGAAGAACCAUUGUUCCAAUGAAACAGCUCUAGAAGGUUUGGGGUUCAAGAUUGAUGAGAUAGUACAGGCAUGGAAUGAGAUGUAUGAUGCUAAUAGGUGGCAUAUUGGCAUUCCUUCUUUCCGGCUUGAACCAUUGUUUCGUCGACGGGUGCCUAAACUUCAUUCAAUCUUGGAAAAUGGAGCUUUCUUUUGAUUGGGUAUUCUUUAUAGGCAUUGAAACUUUGCUGCAGUUUUCCAUGGUCCAAUUUUUUGAAGCCGUGUAGUCGCAUGCUAAGGUCUGUUAUUUUUCCUUUUAAUCUUUGGACUGUCAUAUUCAGCGUCUCGUUUCCUAUGGCAGGAAUCAAAAAGUUUGCCUAGUGUCGGUUUUUGAAUGUGAGAUUGGGUGAUUGGGUUUAUUUUCCCAUUUUCUUAAAGAUUUUUUUAUAGGAGAGUUUUUUACACUGUUUAUGGGUAGUGGGUAUAUGAUUGGAUUUGGAUUUGUUCAUUUAAAAAGAAUAAGCAAUGGGGACCUUAUUUUGCUGUGUUACUCAUUGGGGUUUGUUAAUUAUUGUAAAUUGUAAUUUGUAACAAUCUGUGGCUGUUUUUUUUAUUUUUUAUUUUUUAUUUUUUAUUUUUUAUAUGACAGGGAAAAGGUUUUAUUUAAUAGAUUCAUAUACUUGUUUUACA